Diabrotica virgifera virgifera (western corn rootworm) is the source of this 9526-nucleotide messenger RNA. RefSeq names its product ATP-binding cassette sub-family G member 4. Gene Ontology annotation, molecular function: ATP hydrolysis activity; ATP binding; ABC-type transporter activity. The transcript is spliced from 10 exons. Gene Ontology annotation, cellular component: plasma membrane. The coding region runs from base 99 to 2054 and encodes 651 amino acids. The record is from RefSeq and is a predicted model, not a curated record. NCBI's taxonomy places the organism in Eukaryota, Metazoa, Arthropoda, Insecta, Coleoptera, Chrysomelidae.
ACUCAGUUCAUACACAAAUACGAAUAGAUAGGCAAUCACAAUCUUCGAGAGUACUUACUGGUUCAGUCGCUGACAGUCCGCGAAUUUCAAUCCGCACCAUGGAGGCAGUUCUGCACGAGAGUACUUUUGUAGGGCAAUCUAAAGACGCCGCCGCCGUUGUCAAAUCGAACGGGGUCAACGGCGAUUCAGUGAAUUUUUCCGUAAAGGUGAAUCUUAACCAAGAAAAGACUUUGAUUUGUGACGAUGGUACUAAUGGCAAAAUGUGCCAAAAUACGGUGGACUUGGAGUUUCAAAAUAUUAGUUUUCGUGCGACGCAAGGGAAUAUAUUUACCAAAAGGACUACAAAAGAAAUUUUGCAUCAAGUCGGAGGACGUUUCCAGCCCGGGCAGCUGAUAGCCAUAAUGGGGCCAUCGGGUGCAGGCAAAAGUACAUUAUUGGAUGUUUUGAGUGGGUAUAGGAUACGUGGCGUAACAGGUUCAGUAUACGUUAACGGCCAACCAAGAAGUUUAAAGGAAUUCAGGAAAACGUCAUGUUACAUUACGCAAGAUGACCGUCUGCAGCCUUUACUCACUGUGGACGAAAAUAUGUGGGUAGCUGCAGAUUUGAAACUACCUUCCAGUGUCAGCAACAGUAAUAAACGGAGUAUAAUUAACAAUAUUUUAAAAACACUAAAUCUUGAAAAUACAAAAAAAGUGAGAGCAGCUGGUCUUUCCGGUGGACAGAAAAAGAGGUUGUCAAUAGCUUUAGAGUUAGUAAAUAAUCCAAUGGUCAUGUUCUUGGAUGAACCAACCACGGGAUUGGAUAGUUCGUCUUGUUCAACAUGUAUAACACUACUUAAGAAACUAACUAUGCAAGGAAAAACAAUCAUAUGUACCAUUCACCAGCCUUCAGCUACUUUAUUUGCAAUGUUUGAUCAGGUGUACGUAGUAGGAAAUGGGUACUGCCUAUAUCAAGGUAGUACGAAUAAACUGGUUCCAUUUUUGCAAGACUGUGGGUUUCCCUGUCCGCAGUAUCACAAUCCUGCUGACUACGUAAUAGAACUAGCAUGUAUUGAGCACGGACCUGAGAAACCUGAAUAUAUGAGGGAUAUAAUUCAGAACGGACAAUCUUACCAAUAUUUUAACGAGCCUGAAAAGAUGAAAAGCACCAUUUGUAACUACCCAGGUCCCAAACCUAUUAAACGAGUUGUUAGCAGUGAUGAAUCCUCUUUUCCCACAUCACAAUUCCAUCAACUAGGAGUUCUUAUGAGACGGGGAUUUAUUAAAGCCUACAGAGAUAAGAUGCUUACCUACCUUCGUAUUGGAACAAACAUAAUAGUUGGACUGAUGUUGGGCAGCCUCUAUUGGAAAGCUGGAAGUGAUGGAUCUAAAGUUUUGGAUAAUUUUAAUUUAUUGUUUGCGAUAUUAUUGCACCAUAUGAUGUCCACAAUGAUGUUGACGAUUUUAACAUUUCCCCAGGAAAUGUCGAUUUUAAUAAAAGAACACUUCAACCGUUGGUAUUCAUUAAAAAUGUAUUACACAUCGGUAACCAUAGUGGAUAUUCCGGUUUCGGUUAUUGGCUGCUUCCUGUUUUCACUCAUAAUAUACUAUAUGACAGAUCAACCAAACGAUAAAGCCAGAUUCCUGAUAUUCUUCGUCACUUGCAUGUUGGUAGUUCUAGUAGCUCAAGGAGUUGGUCUAACUAUUGGCGCAUAUUUUGAUGUUGUGAACGGAACUUUUGUUGGACCAACCCUGAUGGUACCCAUGAUGAUGUUCUCCGGUUUUGGCGUUCGUCUACGUGAUCUGCCGACCAUAAUGUACUACGGCAGUUUUACUUCUUACUUAAGGUACGGCUUGGAAGGAGUAGUCCAGGCGGUGUACGGAAUGGACAGGGGUAUUCUUCAAUGUCCCGAAGACAAAUUUUGCUUCUACAAGUAUCCGAAGACUUUCCUGGAAAUAGUAGAUGUCAGGUCGGAUCAGUUCGAUAAUGACAUCAUUGCUUUACUGCUUUUCUUGUUUGUUUUGAGAAUUGCGGCGUACGUAGUGCUGAGGUACAAACUGGCAUCUGUGCGAUAGAGCCUGUUUAUGUUUUAAUAACUUUUAUUAGAAGUAGGUGAUUGAAGCCUCGGUUUUGGUAAACAGUGUUGUUAGAAGGACAUUUAUUUAAAUUUUACUCAAAAAAAUAUUUUUUUUUCUUUAGAAAACAUCAUUUUUUGUGACAAUCAAAGGAACUUAGAGAAAAUUUACAAUAAUGUUUUUAAAAUUUUCCAAAGAUUAUGAUUUAUUAAAAGAUAAAAGUAUGAGAUCGUCACUCAGUACAGUGGUUCCCAAGUAGCAAUUUUUCGACGCAUUGGUUGUCAGUACAAACAAAUGCACUGUCUACAACUUUGCCCGAGAGCAUUUUCAGUUGUUUCGGCCAACGUCCCCUACCCCGACUGACAUUACGAUGUUACAACCUGUAGUUAUACGGGCAACUAAUUUAUUACCAUUUUGACAACUACAUAUCACAAUUCAGUUUUUUCAACAAUCGCAACGACUUAAAAAUGUUAUAAUGCUAAACUAAUUAUUAUAUAUUUUAUUUUGAUAGAAAUUUUGGAUUUAUUUAACAACCUGUUUAUUUGUUUUUUUAAUAGCUGGUUUCCAUUCCAUUGUUUUAUCAGUAGAUUUGAGAUUUGAUAACCACCUUUGUAUCUGCUUUGGUAGACAGGGUUGCCAGGUCAGUUUUAACUCUUUCAGUAGUUUUGUUUUCACAAAAUCAGUAGAUUCUUUUUAGGCCAUGUAAAUAUACAGUAAUACAGUGAUAUGCACAUCCGUCUUAAAUGUCCCAAGAGCAAUUCCACAAAAUUGGAAACCUAAUUAUUCCAAACCACCAACUGGUAAUUAUCAUUUUUUAGCUAAAAUCUACUAAAUCAAAAACUAAAAUAUACUUAAGUAUUUUGGGAUAUAUUUGGGAUUUUUUAUAAUAAAAACAACAGCUAACUUAAGGGGAUAGGCGCAAAAUGUCGUCUGUUAAAAUGUUCAAUGUAUUUUAAAUGUUUUCGUUUUUUGCGAAUCCUUAGAAAACUAAUAAGUAUUUUUGAAAAAUUUAAACGCACAAAGAAAGAUUACUUACCAAGGACCGAAAGUCCCUGAAAACUUCUAUAAUGUUUAUUUUAAUACGUUACAGGGGUGAAAAAAAGAAAAAAUUUAGUGACUUUUAAUUCCAAAUAUCUCGUUCAAAAGAAACGUUUUGGUUUUUCUAAAUAAUGCAGUCUUUCAUUCUGCGUUUAAAUUUUUCAAAAAGACGUAUUAUAGUUUCCUCAUGAUUCGAAAAAAAUGGAUCAAAUUCUGUUGAAAUAUACCAAAAAUCUACUAAAAAAUAUUGCCUACUAGAAUUUUUUAAAAAAUAUCAAAAAUCUACCAAAAAUGUAGAAAUCUACUAAAUGUGGCAACGCUCUUAAUGAGAAUAAUACACUUUUGACACUGGUCAUAUGACCUCUGUCACCCAAUAAGAGGGUGCGUUCUAAAAUGGUUUUGAUAGUCGGCGCUGCCGGGUUUGGUUGGCGAUUGGACUUCUAAGUUGUCUUAUCCGUCUAAGGUUGGUAAUUAGGUAUUUUUUUAGUAAUAUUGGUAAUAUUGUUUAAUGCGCCAUUUUGGUUUUACUUGAGAUUUUUGGGAUGUAAAGAAAAUGAAAACACAGAAUAUAAAAAAUGCAGGCAUUUUCUGAUAACUUUAAAAGCACCAUCAAUACAUUAAAUUUAUACAGAACAUCUUUAACAUAAAUUUUGACUUUUAUAUUAAAAUUUGAUUUUUUAAAUUUGCAUAUUUUUUGUCAAAAAUGUCAUAAAAAAAGCAGCGCGUGUGUUUUUUAAAGGUGAAAUAUCCAUAUUUGACGGUAAUCUGAGAUGCGUUUAUAAAUUUCACAUCUGGUAAUAAGUCCUUUAUGUAUUUAUAUCAUAUAAAUUUAAAUACCCAAUACGAUGUCAAAACAGUUUACUUUUUGGUUUUCGCAUUCACCAUACAGUUGUUAAAAAUAUAGGUAAAAAAACAUAACUAGUCUGACUCCUUGAGCAACCAUUGCACGCGCAGGUGCUUUUUAUAGUCGCUUCAGUUGUCUUAUGCAACGGUUACGAAACGAUGUUGCUUAAACAGGAGGUUGCCUAGGCAACGUCAAGACAACUCAAAAAUCGUCCACCAAAUCAGUGCAGAAUAGGGUCGUCUUUUAGGCAAUAACAACGUUGUAAGAAAACGUUGCCACGCGGUAGACAACGUUGUCGCCUCGACAAAUUGCUACUUGGGUUAUACCUAUUAAUGAGCCAAUUCUGUAAAAAUCAUGAACUCUCAUACAAUUUUGGUAGUACCUAGUGCAAUUAAAAGUGAAAUAAGAAAUAUAAUUUCAUACUUACGUUAUGAUAUUAUCCGUUAUGGUAUGUAGGUACUCCAUUCAAAUGUUACAUUUAGGGUUGCAUUUCUUAGAGGAGUCAAUAUUAUUAUUUUUUUAAUGUGUAUGGCGGUUCAGUAGAAACUUAAGUUCAAGUUUUUGGGGUCGCCACCCUUGUCCCCCGGCCGCCAUCUUGGAAAAAGGGGUGCAAAGGACGUUCGCGCUGUAUCUCCUAAACUAGCAACCCUACAGAAAAUUUAAUUAGAAAUAAAAUGUAGCAAAUUAAAUUUUCUACAAUUUUAUAUUUAUUACUUUUUAUCGUCAAGUGAUAUACAAAAAAGUUAUAAAAUAAACAAAAAUAAGAAAAAAAUUUGUAAGAAGUUUCCUUUUGGAGGUUAUAACUUUUUUCCGUUCAUUUCACAAUAAAAUAAUAUCAUUGCGAUUUUAUGGAGGAUUUCUCAACGAACAAUUUCCACUAUUUAUAAAGUUGUUUAAUUUUACUUAUUUAUCUGGGCUUUACAGCGCUCCAAACUUGACUAGAUUCUCGAAAUCUCAUAGGAAUACACAGACAAUUUCUAGACAAAAUAAUAUUUAAUAUUAUAUGUUGAAAUAGAUCUAUCAAAGGUUAUUAUUUUUUUAUGGUCAAGGCUUCAAGUUAAGAUCUGAAUCAGUAUCCGAGGUGAAUUUUUGUGGUAUAGUGAGAGUUAGAGAGUUAGUGUUAGCGUCAUUGUCGGUAAUUCAUCUUUUUCAUCAAUAAUUAAUGUUGAUAUGUCCACCCCACAUAACAAUUUCAUGUUCUUAGUAGAUUCAUAGAACAUACUUUUCAGAAAAAGUAUAUACUAAGAAUAUGCGUAAUUACCAUUGCGAAUGUGCAGAGCACAUACUGAGUAUAUACUACAUUACAGUACUUAAACGUUCUAUGUAUAUACUUAGAAUGUACUACCGCACUUCUUCUCAGUAUAUACCAAGAAUAUACUUUUUAGGAUAUUCUAAGAAGGUGCUAUAAACCUUCUAUUUAUAUACUUAGAAUGUACUACCUCACAUCUUUUAGUAUAUAGGAAGAAUGUACUUUUUAGUAUAUGGGAAGAAUAUUACAAGGAAGUGCUAUAUUGCUCAGAAGCAUGUUUUCAGCAUCACCGAAUCUCAUCCUAGGUUCUACUUUCUACUAAAUUUACAUAUUACAUAUGAGAAUGUAGUUAGUACAUUCUACAAUAUUACUUAAAAAGUAAAUAUAAAAUAUUAUAUAAAUUUUAGUUAGUUAUAUCAAUAUUAUAUAGGUAAGUAGGUAUAUAUAUUUAGUUAUUAUGUGCAUAUAAAAAUAAAAAUGCUGAAUAUAUAAAUUUAUAUAUUCAUAUUCAUAUACCUAUCGUACCCAAAUAAAUAUUAUGUAACAUAUGUAUGUAAAUAACUAAAAUUUAUAUGUUGCUUAUAUGUACCUAUAUACAUACUUACUAUUUAAGUAAUAUUGAAGUACCAAAAUGAAUUUUUUAUUUGUAAGUUGACAGCAAACAAAAUAAAACGUUUAAUUAUGCAUGUUCCUAUUCCUGGUUGAAAUACUUGGUCUUCCUCACAACACAGCAUAGACAUUGUUAGUGUUAAGUGUAGACACAAAUGCCAAAUGCCUAUUCAGUAACUAUUUUCAUAUUUUGUAUUUUUCCUUUGUUCCCAACCCCCUACCCGCUAACCCCUAUGCAGGUAUGCAGCGGUCGUUUCCGCUUUGUUUGUGCCGGUUGUGGGUUUUGGCUCAGCCACACAGCUUACCUGAAUGUCAAUUCCAUGUAAAAAUAAAAUUCUUCAUAAGAAUACUCAAUAAACUUAAUCAAAAUAGUAAAUGCAUUUCAGUUAUGAAAGCGAAACGACAAUUUCUCCUUUUUCGUUAAUACAAUUAAUUCUUAAACAUUUUUACCAUACAAUUAAAACAAUUUUAAAUAAUGAAUUCGGUAGUUUAAUUAAUAGUACCUACAUACAUAAAUUUUUAAAUUUCAUUAAUUAUUCUUAACGAAGUUGAUAAUCUAUAGGCUAACAUUAUUCUUCCUAUACAUACAUAUAUAUUAUUUUUAAGAUAUUUUAAAAGUAUCUACUUAUAAGUAUGUGUUAAGUAUGUACUUAUAAGUAUGUGCUAAGAAUAUUCGGUAAAAGUAUAUUCUGAGAAUAGUAUCUACUUAUAAGUAUGUGUUAAGAAUGUACUUAUAAGUAUGUGCUAAGAAUAUUCGGUAAAGGUACAUUCUAAGAAUAAACUUUUACGAAUAUUCCGAGUUACUACGUACACGAAUGUACUCAGUAUAUUCGGUACGAGAAUAUACUUUAAAGUAUGUGCAAAGAACAUGAAAUUUAGAAUGUUUUUUAAGGUACAUGCUAUGCUUGUACUACGCAUAUACUAAAAAGAAUAUACUCUGACGAAUGUUGGUAGUAUAUGCUUAGAACAUGAUACGAACAUCAUUGUUAUGUGGGACGAUGUUGCUGCAACUUUCACCACCACAAUGGAAACACACUGCUGAACAUUUGCAUUUGAGAUCUGCUUUUCAUCAACCACAUGCACUUCCAGUUUCCAUUGCAUCUGCAAAAGGUGAAUUUAAUAAGCUCGGGGGUACUGGAGGCUUAGAAGUUUGGAUUAGUAUCCAAAAUUUCCCAUGCUUUUUCCAGUCCCAAUCUUCUGGAUCACAAUGUUUACCGAGCCAUGACUGAAUCUGGUGAUACACUCGGAGUCUUUGGAAACGGACUGCAUCUUGUGUUGGAGGAAGUGCGAAGAGAUUAAAUGCAUUGUUUUCACUGUUUUAGCGAAUUGUUUUUAUCUCCGGGUUUUUAGAGAUUCGUCUUUAUUUCCGCCAUAUAAAGAGGCGAUAAACGUUCGUCGACCCCAAAACUUGAACUUAAGCUUCUACUGAUACCCCCUACACAUUAAAAAAAAAUAAAAUUGACUGCUCUAAUAAAUGCAACGUAUGCCCUAAAAAAUGUAACAUAUCAAUGGACUAAUGGUAAAAGUUGAACAAAUACUUCCUAGAACUGCAGAAGAAUCUUUCUUACUUACUCCACAAACCAAUUCAAAAAGUACUACGUUAAGAGUGUAUGAAGAGUAUUUCAUAUAAAUUUCCAACAAAAAAUCUAGUCAUUUUACCCAAUUAGGUAAAUACAUUUUUGUCAUUUUUGGCAUUUCUCUGAUUUUGGAUUGUCGUUUCGUUUCGAUAGGGCUUUUCAUCGAUUGUCAUUUGUUUCGAGCUUCUGUCAUAUGUUGUAUAAUAUGUGUAUAAUAUUAAUAUACACGGAUUAUAUGACACAUGACAGAAGCUCGACACAAAUGACUGAGAAUGAAAAGCCCUAUUCUCACUGCCUUAAAUGAAACACAGCUCAUAAUAUUUUUUAUAGGAAGUUAUUGCCAUACCACAAAGUACAGGCUUCGUCUGCAGAUAUUUUUUAUGGUAAUAGUUUUAACAAUUACUCUUAUAUCAUGGUAUAGGUUGUCUGGCUCUAAACAGUGUCGUGUUUAUUCUUAAGUAUAUAAAGAAUGUUUCAUUUAAGUAAUUUUUAAACUUUGCUGUGAUAUUGUAUUACCAUUUUCUUGUUCAUAUAGCAUCAUGAUUGCGCUUGGGAUAUGAUGUUUAGAACUAUCCUCUUUUAUUAGGCAAAAAAUGCCUAAUAAACAUUAGGCAACUCAACAUUUAUCUUCUUUAUGACGUCACUGAUAAUUGGACCGCAUUAUGUAAUAACGGAUUAACCGCCAAAAGUCCAAAAUCGAGAUAUUAGUGCCAUCUUGCAGCUAGGGUGCAAAUCUCUGUAUAAAAAUAUGAUUUUUGUAAAAAAAUUCAAAAAAAAGCUGUUUUUAAAUGCCUGUAUUAAGCGACAUUUUUUAUUUUAUUAAAAAAAAUCUCGCACUAGGAUUUGUAAUAUCGAACUAAACGCCAAUAAUGGUACAUAAUCCAUUGUCAUAAACAAAUAUCCGCAUCUUUGUAAGUGUAAUAUUUUAAUUAAUUCUUUAAUUCUUAUUAACUUAAUUCUUUAUUACAAAACAUAACAUAUUUACUAACGUUUAAGAUAUCGAAUUAAAAGACAUCCUUUGUCAGGUAACAUCAGAUUAAGCGCCAAAUAUGUCUCUUAAUCCGGUAUUCGGAUCUUAACUCAUGCAUAUCUUAAAAAAUCAUUAACGAAUUAAGCGACAUUUGAUCGAAUAACUUUUAAAAUAUAAAUUAUUUUUAAAAAAUUUUAAACACAUGUAAAAGUCUAUUUACAUUUGCCUUAAUGUAUUAAAUAUGAAACAUGUCAGUACUAUAUUUUAGAAAUAGUACCAAAAACAAAUUUAAAAUCUUUAAACCGAUUUAUCUCAAAACUACAUUUUGGCGCUUAAUCCGCUAUUACAUAACGCGGUCCAGUUGACGUUAGCGCUACCAGUAGUAGAAUCAUCACGAAUCACGAAACGUAAACAUAAAUAUUUCACCAUUGGGAUCAUGAUGAUGGUUCAUUUCUUAUUGUUAUUAUGAAUAGAGUACCUUAAGUUAACAAUUUCUUAUAUUAAGUUAAAAAAAUAUAUUAUAUAUUUAUUCUGCAUGUAUCUAGGUAUGCCUAGAAACCCAAGUCUUAGUAAUUAAAUGUAAAAAAUAAGUCAUUUUAAUAAUUGUUUUGUACUAUAUUAUAAGUUAUAUUAGGCAAUGGUUUGUAACAUAUUUAUUUUUAAAGACAAUAAUAAUUAUGUGUAGGUAUAAGUAAUGGAUUUUGGGAAGAGCUAUGACCUCGAAAACAUCACAAAGAAUAUAACUAAAUAUCUCUUUUCUUACUCAGACUCUUUCAAGUCUUUUGCAAUAUUUCAGAAUCUAAAAUAUUUACUAAUAUUACUAAAGUAUUGGAUUUUGACAAAAACUAUGAAUUAUGCCGAUUUAGUUGAUACCUACACAAGUUUAUGUGAAAUUUUCAAAGUCAUAGCUCGUCCCAAAAUCCAUUAGGUACCUAUACAAUUGUUUGUAUUGGUAACAGUCAAUCUAUGAAAUUUUAUAGGUGUGUAAAUACAAAAAUAAAUAUUUAAACAUAUAAAAUAAAAUAUAUUUAAAGACAAGUAAAUAAUUGGUGGUAUUGAUAUUUAUUCCGUGUUAUAUUCCCAAUUUAUUUUCUUAAUUAUGGUGUUAUUACUAGUAAUUUUGAAAUGGUCCAGCAAUGCAAUUAUUGUGAUGUUAUAUAAUAAAUAUAAGUAUAAUGAUUAAAA